AGCCAUGAACGAAUCCAGGUGGACUGAAUGGAGCAUCUUGAACAUGAGCAGUGGCAUUGUGAAUGUGUCUGAACGUCACUCCUGCCCACUUGGAUUUGGCUACUACAGUGCAGUGGAUGUGUGCAUCUUUGAGACUGUUGUUAUUGUCUUGCUGACAUUUCUAAUCAUUGCCGGGAAUUUAACAGUCAUCUUUGUCUUUCACUGUGCUCCACUCCUGCACCAUUAUACCACCAGCUACUUUAUUCAGACAAUGGCAUAUGCUGAUCUUUUCGUUGGAGUGAGCUGCUUGGUUCCAACUCUCUCACUUCUCCACUACUCCACAGGUAUCCAUGAGUCACUGACCUGCCAGGUUUUCGGAUAUAUCAUCUCCGUUCUAAAGAGUGUUUCUAUGGCAUGUCUUGCUUGCAUAAGUGUGGACCGCUAUCUGGCAAUAACCAAGCCUCUUUCCUACAAUCAACUGGUCACCCCCUGUCGCCUGAGAAUUUGCAUUAUUUUAAUCUGGAUCUACUCUUGCCUAAUUUUCUUGCCUUCCUUUUUUGGCUGGGGGAAACCAGGGUACCAUGGUGACAUCUUUGAAUGGUGUGCCACCUCUUGGCUCACCAGUGCCUAUUUUACUGGCUUUAUUGUUUGUUUACUUUAUGCUCCUGCUGCCUUUGUUGUCUGCUUCACUUACUUCCAUAUUUUUAAAAUUUGCCGGCAGCACACCAAAGAGAUAAAUGACCGGAGGGCCCGAUUUCCCAGCCAUGAGGUGGAUGCCUCUGGAGAGACUGGACACAGCCCCGACCGUCGUUACGCCAUGGUUUUGUUUCGGAUAACCAGUGUGUUUUACAUGCUGUGGCUCCCUUACAUAAUUUACUUUCUUCUAGAAAGCUCCCGGGUCUUGGACAAUCCAACGCUGUCCUUCCUAACAACCUGGCUUGCUAUAAGUAAUAGUUUUUGUAACUGUGUGAUCUAUAGCCUUUCCAACAGUGUUUUCCAGCUAGGCCUCCGAAGACUGUCCGAGACAAUGUGCACAUCUUGUAUGUGUGUGAAGGAUCAGGAAGCUCGAGACCCCAAACCUAGGAAAAGGGCUAAUUCCUGCUCCAUUUGAAGAGAACUAUAUAGAAAUCAAAUGUAAUCCGAAAGGGGUUUUGGAUUGUAUUCUAGAUUCAUUUGCCACUAGAGAAAUAUUUACUUGAAUAGUUGACUAUGAGAUGGAGAGACGAGAGGUUUCUUUUUUUUCCCUCUUUUUCCACGGUGGUGGUGGGGGGAACUAGAGAAAAGAAUGUAUAGAGGGCAAUCUCAUGAGAUAAUUAUAGUGUGUGAAUAUAAAUGUACAGUAAUAGCAAAAUUAAGCCCUGAGGAUGAAAAAAAUAUUGAAAACAGUAUCUCAGAUCUUCCACAGGACAUGAGCAAAGCCCCUCGGCAUCUCUGUCUUCUCUGACUGAGCUCUCCCCUCUGUCUUAGCCUCUCAUUCCGUCUGUCGAUGUCUCUCUCGUCUCUUUGUGUUUGUGGAAGUUACUUACAUAAAUUGCCCUUUAUGGGAAAAUGCUACAUAUUAUAUAUGUGGCAAUGUACAUUUUUUUUUUUUUGCAUCAAAGCAUACUUUUACAUACGAAUCUACAAUCUAUAAGUGGUUUCUCCAUGAAGGAUGCGUAGUAAGCAUUGUAUUUUAUUACCUACCACAUAACCCUUUUGCUUGUGUUUUUAUACUAUCCGCAGCAUAAAAUUUCUGCUAUAAACAAAAAGAAACAGUAUUUUUGUUCCGGCUAAAAUUAUGCUUAGCCCCCACCCCCUUCUGACAGCCUGCUCUUUCUUUUUCUCUCCAUUUUUCUUGAUCUGCCUCCUUCAGUACCUUAAUCCAAAAGUGUCUUAGCUAAUAAAGAAUCUACCAUAUAAAACAAUCAUAAUGUUAAAUAAUGUAUUCCUUCCAACAAAGCAAUCUAUAGCUCAUUUCAGAUACUGUGUUAAAUAUUCUUAAUAGCUUUUGUAAACAUUUUUAUCUGGUUCCUUUUCAUUCAGUUCAUGUGCCCAAAGUGGUAUCUUUUUUUUUUUUUUUUUUUUUUUUUUGCUUUAAUAAAGCUUUGUUUUUCUUUAAGAAAAUCCACAAACAAUUCUAAUGCAGACGCAUAGUAUUCACCAGAAGUGAGGUAUUGAUUGCCCUUCGGACCACACUCCAUGUGUCCCCCUUUUCUUUCCCCCUUAAGAGUAAAUAUUAAUCUUUUUGUGUUAGGUCUACAAAGCUUAGUGUUGCGUCCACCAAUCAUUUGUAUGAUAUGCAUUUGCAUAUACUAUAUUUUUUACAACAAAGAAAAUGUAAAUUAUAUCAUGUGAUCUGUGCCUAAUGUUUUCUUAGCACAAUAUAUAGAUCAAUGUUGCUUAAGUCAUCAACAUUGGAAAAAAUAUACAAAAACUUCUUUGAAGAGAAAAUUACUUUUGUGUAGUUGUUAUUUAGAUAUUUAUAUUAGACCAAGCUGCAUUCUUAGUACUGCUGAGAAUAUGAUAUACUUAAUUAUCAAAUACAGGUAAGAGCUGUCAGUAUUUUCUUUUGUAAUGAUCUGUUUUCAUACGCAAAGAUUAAAUUAACUUAUUUUUUAGUGUGCUACAUGGACUUGUAUAAUAAAUUAUCAGGGGUUUAGAUGUAGCAAAAGGGCAUUUGGGGAAUUAGUAGUGAAGCAGGUGUGAGUGGUAAAACAUCUGAAUCUUACUUUUUUACUAUAAGUUUCCUGCCUGACAGAUAUUUUAAAGUUUAUAUCAAACUACUGAGUAUUUUUCUUCUCAGUAUUUUGAUUUCUUUGUUUUAUGAAAUGCAUUUAAUGAAAUGUGCCUAUGACUUCAAAUUGGAAGCCAACUGUGUUUGCACACUAGUGGUUUGACUUCAGAGGUCCUUUAAUAGAAAAUGUCAUCAUUUUAUUGAGGUUGUUCUGAACCCAUGUAUAUUUUUAAACAUGUAAGAAAGGUUUAAAAUAAAGAAUAAAAUAGUAUUCUAUAUAUCAAAAUCAGACUUUGUUUCAGUUUAAUGAACACUCGCUUAGAAUAAGACUUUGCUUGUUUGGGAAUCAAAAUUUAAUUGUUUCACAUUUCUGUGAUUUGGAUUUUGUAUAUUCUUAUUUCUGUUUGCCAGUGACAUCUUGGAUAAGUUGAGAUGAGCCUUUUAGGUUCAGACCAGUUCAAGAAAAACAAAAUUCAAGAAAGUAUAAUACUUCUGACUUUUCAGCUGUCACAAAUAAAGUCUUCAACAUGAUAUGCAUUAUUUGGUAAUCAUAUUUUUAUUCCUUUAGUUUGGUCUGUAAAUAUACUUAGAAAGGAUUCAGUAGGUGUCUGUAGAGGAAACCUGAGGUUGUGUUUAUUGCAUUUUCCUCUUCUGGCUUUUCCUUUUGAUAAUUAAUAACAAUAUGUGUCCAGUUUUAACAGUGUUAAGUUGUACAUAUAACAUUUAAUCCUCAUUAUACUAACCCUUUCAGAUAGGUACUGUUAUUAUUCUUACCCUAGAGAUGAGCAAACUAAAGAAGGGUGACUAAUGCCAGGUCACUUGGUUAGUCCCUAACGGAGGUUCAUUCACACUCAGCUGGGUUGGAGCCAAAGCCUGUGCAUUGAACCACUGUGCUGUACUGCUUUUUUCUUUUCUUUUUUCUCCUUUUCUCUUCUCUUCUUUUCUUUCUUUCUUCUCUUUCUUUUUCUAUUUCUCUCUUCCUUCCUUCCUUCCUUACUCCCUCCCUCCCUUUCUUUUCUUUCUUUCUCUUCCUCAAAAGCUUUCACACCUUUGUACCUCUCUCUGUCUGUACCUUGUCCUUACAAAAUUUCUCUGAGUUUUCUUUUUCCUUGCCUAAAUCUUUUGCUUUAGUCCUUUCCAUGUUUUGUGAUAUCAUUUCCCUUGAUCUUACACAUUUCUUUUAUUAAAAUACCAAUCUAGUAGGCCCAAACUUGCCAGUUUACUCUAUCAUCAAACUGAAGCCCCAGGACAGAGCAUUUCCUUGACAUUGCCUUUAUUCACAUUUGUUGAGUUUUUGUUGAAUAGUUUCUUCAGAUCUCUAUAAAUUUCUUAUAGGAAAAAAAAAUGUUUGGUGAAGGAGAGUAGAGAAGGAAAGCUUUACUGUGAGCUACAAGGCUUACAGUAAAGGCAAGUUCUGGAUUUAGAGUUUUCAUUUUUUAUCAUGUUUUGCAUGCAACUCGAAGGCAAGCCACUUAACUUCCUUUUGACAUAUUUUAACGUGUUUAUAUAAUAAGAUAAUACUUAUUUUGAAGCUACUCUUUUUUAGAUUAAUGUGUUUUAAAAAUAGAAAGUGUAACCAUUAUUCUCAUCAUUAUACUGUAUUCGGUGGUAAUUAUCCAAUUCGGUUCUAAGUGACAGCCAAACAGUAACGCUGUAGUUGAUUACUGGUAAUUCUAUUAUCUGUAGAGCCAUUUUUUUAAAAAAAGAUUUUAUUUAUUUGACAGAGAGAGAUCACAAGUAGGCAGAGAGGCAGGUGGGGGGAGGGGGGAAGCAGGCUCCCUGCUGAACAGAGAGAGUCUGAUGGAGGCCUCGAUUCCAGGACCCCAAGAUCAUGACCUGAGCUGAAGGCAGAGUCUUAACCCACUGUGCCACCCAGGCACCCCCUGGGGAGCCAUUUCUAAAGUUACAUAGUGUUGGAAGCCUUUAUAACCCAUGUGUAUGAAAUCUGGACUGAAAUCCUGGCCUGCAGAAGCCGUUUGGCCCUAGGUAAGCUACCAGGUCCUCAGUUUUCUCAUCACUAAAAUCCAGAGACUUAUACCUUACUGUUAACGCUGGAUUUGAGGACUGAACAAGGUAAUGUAGUCUAUGUGCCCAGCAGGCUCCUUGCUCAUAAAAAACGUUCAGAAUGUGAGCUCCUUGUUUCAUUGUGGCUGCCAUAUUUAUUGCCAUCACAAUUCAAAGAUCACUAAUUCCAAUUUAAGAAACUUACAUUUUAUAACAGAAUUAAUCCAUUGAGUUUAAGAGUUUCCUGAAAUGGCAUUUUUUAAAUCUGUUUAAACUCAGAUUUUGGCUUAAAUUCAAAUUUUUUUAUAUAGAGAGAGCUUCCAUAAUUUCUGAAAGCUCAUUUUCCAGGAAUGUUAUUCAUGAAGACAUUUGAGAUGAAGGAUAAAUUAGCAAGCAGUUGUUGGGAAGAUUCUGAGAUUGACUUACCUUCUUACCUGAUUGUAUUAAAAGAUGCCUAAACAUUUUUCUUUUGUCAGGUUGGCAGUAGUAGGAACAGAUUGUUCAGGAAUGUUUUGCCAUUUGUCUUUACACUUUCGUUUUCUUGACUUACUGAAAUGGAAUCUAAGUAUUUUGUUAUAUACAUGUUACCUGGAAGAUACAAAGAUGAACCAGCAGGUUCCUUGUACAUAUAGCACUGAUUCAUAAGUUUAGAAAUAAAUGAAGUUGUUGCCUUAAAGGACUUUCUUCUGUCUCUUUCCACCCUGGGAGGUGAUCAUUAGAGAUGAAAAAGAUGUAAGUGUGCGGUAAGUAAAGGAGGUUAAGGUGUGAAGAAUUUGCUAGUACAGUGUGUUUAGGUUGGGCCAUCACAGUGCACAGGAGCUUGUGUUACUGAGUUGAUGUGAUAUUCAGAUGUGUAGAUUUCAACAGGUGCUCUUCUCCCUGAACAAAACUUUUUUUUUUUUGGAUUAAGAAGAAUAUGUAGAAAAUGGCAUACUCUACAACCAAAUAUGUAGACACUGAGGAAAACUAAAAUGCUUAGAAAAGAAAAAACAACAACAACAAAAAAAACAGAUCCCCUUUUCAUUGUUUCUCGUAAAUGGGUUUAUCCAGUGCUAGUUUUGCUCUAUUAAUUUAAAAUACUCAUAACCUUGUUUAAUAGUAUAAAUGGUUGUGUCUUAAAAUAUUAAAAGUGAUGUGAUUGGCUCUUCUUUAUUCAUGUCCUGUUUAAUUUUUUUUUUUUUUUUUUAGAACGAACAAUUACUUCUUUUUAUAGUCAGAAAAAGAAAAAUUGUUCUGUUAAAAGAACACUGAGGGGUGCCUGGGUGGCUCAGUUGGUGAUGUGCUUCUGGCUUAGGUCGUGAUCGCAGGGUCCUGGUAUUGAGCCCAUACUGGACUCCCUGCCCAGUGGGGAGUCUGCUUCUCCCUCUCCAUCUGCCCCUCUCCCCCACUUGUGCUCUCUCUGUCUCUCUCAAUAAAAUAAAUAAAAAUAUUUAAAAAGAAUGUUGGAAAGAAAAGAAUGCUAUUUUUAAAAUAUUUUGAAGGGCACCUAGGGUUAAACGUCAGACUCCUGAUUUUGGCUUGGGCUGUGAGACUGAGCCUCUGCGCUCAGCAUGGAGUCUGCUCAGGAUUCUUCCUCUCCCUCUGUCCCUUCCUCCACUCCUGUGCGCACUCCCUCUCUCAAAUAAGUAAACAAAUCUUUUUAAAAAAUUAAAAUAUUUCGACAUUUUGCAAAACAGUUUUUGUUGAUUCUACAAGUAGCAUUAUUCAAUUAUGUCUCAGAAUUUUUCUUUUGAAUCGAUAUAGUUUUCUUUUUUUUUUUAAUUCCAGCUAGUGAACACAUAGUAUCACAUUAGUUUCUGGUGCACAGUAUGGUGAUUCCGCAGUUUUAUAUGCCAUCCAGUGCUCAUCACAGAUGCACUCCUCAAUCCACACCAUGUACUUACCCCUCUUCUCUGUAACCGUCAGCUCUCUACGAUUAAGAGUCUGUUUCUGGAUUUGUCUCCCUCAUUUUCCCCCUUGGCUCAUUUCUUCUGUUUCUUAAGUUCUGCAUAUGAAUGAGAUCAUAUGGUGUUUUGUCUUUCUCUGACUUACUUUUGCUUAGCAUUGUACUCUCCAGCUUCACCUAUGUUGUUGCAAAUGACAGGAUUUCAUUCUUUUUAUGGCUGAAUAAUGUUCCAUUAUGUAUAAUAUUCCAUUAUAUGUAAUGGAAUAUAUAUGGGUGUAUAAAUAUACAUAAUCCCCUUCAUAUGUGUAUAUGUAUAUACAUAUAUAUAAUCUCCGUGUGUGUGUGUGUGUGUGUGUGUGUGUAAUCUCCUUCAUCCAUUCACUAAUCAGUGGACACUUGGGCUGCUUCCAUAUCUUGGAAUCUGUUGUAAUCUAUUGUAGACUAUGCUGCUAUGAACAUAGGGGUGCAUGUAUCCCUUUGAAUUAGUGUUUUUGCAUUCUUUGGGUAAAUACUCUGUAGUGCCAUUGCUGGAUCAUAAGGUAGCUCUACUUUUAACUUACACGAUGUUCUCUACAGUGGCUACACCAGUUUGCAUUCUCACCAACAGUGCAAGAAGGUUUCUUUUUCUCUACAUCCUCACCAACAUCUGUUGUUUUUUGUGUUAUUGAUUGUAGCCUUUUUGGCAGAUGUGAGGUGACAGCUCGUUGUAGUUUUGAUUUGCAUUUCCCUGAUGAUAGGUGAUGAUGAACAUCUUCCCAUGUGUUGGCCAUCUAGAUGUCUUCUUUGGAGAAAUGUCUGUUCAUGUCUUCUGCCCAUUUGUAACUGGAUUAUUUGUUUUUUAGGUGUUAUAUUAGUUCUUUAUAUAUUUUUGGAUACUAACCCUUUUAUCAGAUAUGUCAUUUGCAAAUACCUUCUUCCAUUUCAGGUUGUCUUUUAGUUUUGUUGAUUGUUUCUUUUGCUUUGUUGAAGUUUUUUAUUUUGAUGUAGGUCCAAUGAUUUAUUUUUAUUUUUAUUUUCUCUGCCUUGGGGACCUAGCUAGAAAAAAGUUGCUAUGGCCAGUGUCAGACAUAACUGCAUUUGUUCUCUUCUAGGAUUUUUUUUUUUUUUUUUUUUUUUUUUUUUGGUGUCAGGUCUCAUAUUUAGGUUUUUAAUCCAUUUUGAAUUUACUUUUGUGUAGGCUGUAAGAAAGUGGUCCAGUUUCAUUCUUUUGCAUGUUGCUGUCUAGUUUUCCCAACAUCAUUUGUUCAAGAGACUGUCUUUUUCCCUUUGGAUAGUCUUUCCUGCUUUGUCAAAGAUUAGUCGUAUAGUUGUGGGUUUAUUUCUGGGUUUUCUAUUCUAUGUUGUUUAUCUGUGUCUAUUUUUGUGCCCAUACUGUCCUGUUUUGAUUACCACAGUUUUGUAAUAUAACUAGAAGUCUAGAAUUGUAAUGCAUCUGGCUUUGCUUUUCUUUCUCAAGAUAGCUUUGACUUCAGGGUCUUUUGUGUUUCCAUACAAAUUUUAGAAUUGUUUGUUCUAGUUCUGUGAAAAAUACUCUUGGUAUUUCGAAGGGAUUGCAUUAAAUGCAAAGAUUGCUUUGGAUAGUGUAGACAUUUUAACAAUAUUUGUUUUUCUAAUCCAUGAGCAUGGAAUGUCUUUCCAUUUCUUUAAGAUAGUCUAUAUAGUUUUCUGAUUUCUGUAGUAUUUACUUCAGAGUAAAUUUUCUGAGAAAUUUGAUUCAAUAUUCGAUAUUCUUGAAUUGUUUUUGCUUUAACACAGUGAAUACAAAUGUAUCUGUGAAUACAGUACAGACUAAUGCAGUGAAUGCAUUGCAGCAAGAAAUGACUAGUGCACUUGUCUGAGGUUAUACCAGACAUAAAUAGUUGUUCAUGUAUAAACUCUGUAAAAUAAAACUGUAAAACUUUACUUGAGUUCCUAAGAGAGUUUCAAGUUUAAAAUAGGUAUUGUUAGAUUAUACAUUUUAUACUAAUAGCCUUUUCAUAGUUAUUUUCUUUACUCUUUCUGGAAUUUUACAAUUAAAAAUAUUAAAUUGGUAAAAUUGAUAUUAUAAGUGACAGAUUUGGGGAAGAUUAAAAGAAUUUCUGAAAAAGCAGGUAAAAAAUCCUAAACAUCCUUGUUUAACUUUUAAGAUAUUUAAAUUUAAUUUAAGUUAAAUUAUAUUUACAUUUUUCUUAUACUUAUUAUUUGGUCAAGGAAAGGAUGAUUCAUAUUUUGGUUUUUGGAAUUGCUUGAAGUUACCAAUUUUAAAAUAGAUCGUAAUUUCCUGUUUGUAAGAAAAUAACUUCUGUAUAAUGUAUACCUAGGUUUAGAUAUAAUUUGUAUUGAAAUUUAAAAUUACAGUGAGAUAGACAUUCAGUUUUUUUUUUCCUCAUUUCUACAAAGAUCUUUAAACUUUACUGGAUUUCUAGGUAUUUUUAUUUGUAAAGAAAUCUGGAAAAGUACAUUUUGAGGAUUUAUAUUUAUGAUGUCAUGUUACUAAGAGGGUCUUGUGAUAGCUUCUGUUAUUUCAGUCAUCAGUUUCAUGUAUCAGCUCUUUUUCUAGAUAUGAUUUAAUAUUUAACAAUUGAACAGACUUAAAAUUAGAGGACUAUGUUGGGAUUUACUUUUAUAAAUUUUGAAGUCCAGGACAUCCAUUGGUAGCAUAGGGACAAAUAAAGUGAGGUAGGGGGCAGGGGGUUGUUGCUUUUAUCACAUUAUAAACUUAGGGGGGAAAAUUCUGGCAUUUUUGGUGUGUAGUCGUUGUUGUAUAUUUAAUUACUUUUGCAAUAAUUCAAUGCACACAUCUUCUAUAGAAGAUAUAUUAAGAUUUGAAGCCUCAUUCUUGACCAAGAUCACCAUGAUGUCCCAGUUUGGAAUAUUACUUGGGAUAUCUUCAAAUGAUUCAGUGUACCAUGAGGAAAAUGGAGACACAUGUGUGCUUCUCCUAUCAAAUUUGAGUUUUAAAAAAUUAUUAGAAAAGUUCAAGUAGGGGUGCCUGGGUGGCUCAGUGGGUUAAAGCCUCUGCCUUCGGCUCAGGUCAUGAUCUCAGGGUCCUGGGAUCGAGUCCCACAUUGGGCUUUCUGCUCAGCAGGGAGCCUGCUUCCUCCUCUCUCUGUCUGCCUGCUUGGUCUCUCUCUGUCAAAUAAAUAAAUAAAAUCUUUUUAAAAAUAUUAAAAAAAAAAAAAGAAAAGUUCAUGUAAAAAUUUGAAAAGAACUUAAAGUGCUUUUUGAACAUAUGUAAUAAAUGCCCUUGACAUUAUGAAUUAGGUGUAUUCUAAAAGCUUUGGUGAGUAGGCACUAUCUCAUUUCACAUACAGAUAUCUGAGAUAAGAUUUUUUUUUUUAAAGAUUUUAUUUAUUUGACAGAGAUCACAAGUAGGCAGAGAGGCAGGCAGAGAGAGGAGGAAGCAGGCUCCCCGCUGAGCAGAGAGCCCGAUUCGGGGCUUGAUCCGAGGACACUGGGAUCAUGACCUGAGCCGAAGGCAGAGGCUUUAACCCACUGAGCCACCCAGGUGCCCC
Messenger RNA from Mustela lutreola (European mink), 10075 nucleotides. It is a transcript of the gene GPR52, whose product is annotated as G protein-coupled receptor 52. Gene Ontology annotation, molecular function: G protein-coupled receptor activity. Gene Ontology annotation, cellular component: membrane. The coding region runs from base 5 to 1090 and encodes 361 amino acids. The transcript has a single exon. Lineage: Eukaryota; Metazoa; Chordata; Mammalia; Carnivora; Mustelidae. Gene Ontology annotation, biological process: G protein-coupled receptor signaling pathway. The record is from RefSeq and is a predicted model, not a curated record.